UUCAUUGGCUAUACGCCGCGCGUAUCUCGUCGAACGAACGAUGAACACGGUAGCUGCCGCGUGCCUGGUAAUGUAUUACGUGAUGGUCACGUCAAUUGGAGUGUGGGCAGCAAGAAAAUAUCACACCGAACCAUUCCAUCUUGGUCGAAGACGCAAGGAGAAGCCCCCGUUGGACUACGUCGUCAGGCUUCUGCUUGCAAACCGCGAAAUGACUGUCGCCUUGGGAGCUGCUUCCUUGAUUGCCACCUGGAUGGGAGCCGGCAUAAUGAGACACCUGGCCACGGAGAUGUUCGCUCGGGGACUCCUGUCUUGCUAUGCCCCGAUUGCGUAUUCGAUAAGCUUCGUAAUCGGCGGCUCCCUGUUCGCGAACAAGAUCCACCAAACAGAAAGCACGACCAUACUUGACCCUCUUCAACGGCGCUUCGGACAACGGCUGGUCAUCGUCUACUUCAUCCCUUGCCUGUGCGCAGAAGUAAUGUGGUCCGCUGUCAGCUUAACUACGCUAGGAUACGCCGUGAAUGUAAUCAUCGAAAUGAACGAGAGGGUCUGCAUUAUACUCUCUUCGAUCGUCACCCUAUUUUACACGUCUCUCGGAGGACUGUACGCCGUUGUCUACACUGACCUGUUUCAAGCGGUCGUCCUGUUCAGCGCGAUGUUGCUUUGCAUCCCGUUCUGCCUCAACAAUGCAUCUUACCGGGGACUUCAACAGGGCAGCGGCUGGAUUGGCACCAUUCAUCCAGACGAGUUGUACCACAGGAUCGACCGGUUCAUUACCAUCGGUCUUGGAGGCAUCUCUCUCCAGGAUUACACUCAAAGGAUACUGUCCAGUCCAACACCAGCUGUUGCCGAGGCUAUUUCCUACGCUGCAGCGUUCGGCUGUAUUGUAAUGGCAGUGCCGGCCAUUAUAGUGGGGGGCUGUGCAAAGAAUGCAAAUUUCACCAGCAACAAUAGUAACGUCACGUUAAGCUUGGAGGACGUCGUACGCGGAGACGUGCUGGCACUGGCCAUCCGGACCCUGACUCCGGGGCCCAUUGCCGCCAUUGCAGUCCUGGGCCUUGCGUCAUCCGUCAUGGCGACGGUAGAUUCAGCAAUAUUCAGCGCGGCAACCAUGCUCACCCGUAACAUUUACAAGGAGAUCCUGAGACCCCAGGCGUCUGUCACGGAAGUCGUGCUGGUGCUUCGACUGUCGGUGAUCAUCCUCGGUGCCUUUUCAAGCUUCAUCGCCCUGGGCACCACAGUAGUCCAUCCAAUGUGGAACUACGCCUCCGACCUCGUCUUUAUCCUGGUCUUCCCGCAGGUGGUCUGCACAUUGUACCUUCCUGACGACGUGAACGCUUACGGUUCCCUGAUAGGCUUCUUCCUCGGUCUUCUGCUCCGAACCGUCGCCGGUGAACCUGGUAUGGGCUUGCCAACUCUCAUCCGCUUCCCCAGCUACGACGAGAAGCUCUCCCGGCAGCGGUUUCCCCUCCGCACAUUCUCCAUGGUCGCACACCUGGCCUGCAUGCUGGUCGCGUCUCGAGCCGCCAAGAAACUCUUCGUUGCGGGGACGUUACCCAGAAGCCUCGACGUCCUUCACUGCUUCGACCCUGAGAGGCGCCGCUCCAUCAUAACAUUCGGCGGCAGCAAGGUGUCUGCCCUGUCUGGGAAACCGGGGCGCGAUGAAUCGGACGAGAAAAGGAAGACGUCGAUCGCGCUGACAGAGAAGGCCGAACUCCUCCCCGAUGGAGCGGAGCAAGAACAGUCCGUCAAAUCCUGCAGGUCUGCGCAGUCUGAAGCACACUCCGCGCUGUCUGUUAAGUCUGGUACUCAGUCUGCACGAGGUGGCAGGUCCCGGAGACAGUCCGUGGCUGACGUCCUGACGCCCCUUCAGCAGAAGGAUCAAACAGGGACGGAGAAGACGUCAGUUAGGAUGGGAGAAGGCACAGAAAUCCACGUGCGGGUCGACCGCUCGGAAAUUGAUACCUCGGUCGCAGAGCAACCGAAGGGCCAGACGCAGAUAGCAGCGUCCGAUACCAAGACUCCAACGAAACGAAAGGGGAAGAAAGUAGAUAAGAGCAAAGAAGAGAAGGAAAAGAGCAAGGCAGGAAAGGGAAAGGAGAAAGAGGAUAAGGAAAAGGGCAAGGAGGGAAAGGAGAAGACCAAAGAAAGUAAGAAGAAUGAAGAGAAGGAUGGGGGCAAGAAGGAUAAGGAACACAAGGAUACGAACAAAAACAAGAAAAAAACAUAAAUAAGAUGUAUUUUGGGGAAGGUUGUUCAGGCGCUGAAUUCGCGAUCUUAGCCAUGGUAGCAAUGCGUGAGAAUAUCAUUUACUUUACGAGCGUGACUUACGAUAUUCUUUAAUAAAUGUACGUGCCUAA
Messenger RNA from Ornithodoros turicata, 2357 nucleotides. Its product is annotated as high-affinity choline transporter 1-like. The transcript has 9 exons. NCBI's taxonomy places the organism in Eukaryota, Metazoa, Arthropoda, Arachnida, Ixodida, Argasidae. Bases 41 to 2227 code for a protein of 728 amino acids. Gene Ontology annotation, molecular function: choline:sodium symporter activity. The record is from RefSeq and is a predicted model, not a curated record. Gene Ontology annotation, cellular component: plasma membrane. Gene Ontology annotation, biological process: choline transport; transmembrane transport; acetylcholine biosynthetic process.